Clarias gariepinus (North African catfish) is the source of this 756-nucleotide messenger RNA. RefSeq lists its product as uncharacterized. Bases 19 to 756 code for a protein of 245 amino acids. The record is from RefSeq and is a predicted model, not a curated record. Lineage: Eukaryota; Metazoa; Chordata; Actinopteri; Siluriformes; Clariidae. The transcript has 10 exons.
AGAGCAUCAAAAGAAAACAUGUUUCCUUUAAUUCUUUUUGUUGGCGUGAUUAUUUCUACAGGAUCAACUGUGCAGGGAACAUCGAACACAGACUCAUCUUUGCCUGCUCUUAAUUCUACAACACCACCAAGUUCAUUAAAUGAAGUGUUCAUUAGCAAUGAAACAAUUAUUACAACAAACUCACAUGGAACCUUUCUUGUUUCCUUUCUUAUUCAAAAUAAAACAAGUUCUACAAACCCUGGUUCAUUAAAUAAAGUGCUCAUUAUCAAUGGAACAAUUAUUACAACAAUCUCAUAUGAAAAUUUCCUUGUUUCCUUUCGUAUUCAAAAUAUAACGAAUUCUACAACACCUGAGGAGGGAACAACAAACACAAACUCAUCUUCGUCUGUUGUUAAUGCUACAACAACACCAGAUAUACUUGCCAUCGAAUCUGAAAUACUCGAUGAAUAUGUGAUGUAUAUACUAAACUUAAUAUAUGACAGAGUUUUAAAAAGACAUCAGAUGACUAUGAAACAGCUCUAUAAGGUGCCAUUUGAGAGGAACAGUGAAAGAGUCAAGGCGUUGCGGUACCAGUAUGUCCAGUUAGAAGUACAUGAAACGACCCACAUUCUUGUUUUUGUGGACGAGGCUGUGUUUAAUCUGUCCAAAGGCCCAAGAAGUGGUCGCAAUCUCAUUGGACACCGAGCCACAAUUGACACACCAGGCCAACGUGGGGCAAUAUUACAAUGUGUGCUGCCAUUUCAGAGAAUGGUGUGA